AAGUGUUCCACAUGCCUCAGGGACGAUUUCCUCUACGCAACCUCAAUUCUGGCAACAAGAGAGAGGAAAAAUAUUGGCAUGGAUCCAUUGCCAACGAUUCAACCCCAAAGUUCACCGUCUCACCACGACACUGCACCAGUGCAAGUGAGAGGUGUUGAUGCAUCAACGAGACCAGGCUCAGCAUACUCCAAGAAAAGCAAUACUGCUCACAAUGUCGAAGAGAAGCAGGUGAACCAACCCGCCGAAACAUCAACGAGGGCAAGAACAAGUCCACCACCCUCCCGGCACUCUCGGCAGUCGAAUGAAUUGCAGGAUGAGGAACUUGCACAAUAUAUCGACCCAGAAGAUGAUUUUCCCGAGGGCGGUCUGAGAGCAUGGCUUGUGGUUGUAUCGUCAUUCUUUCUACUGCUCCCGACUUUCGGAUUCAUGGUUGCCAUGGGUCUUCUGCAAGAUUAUUGGAUUCAAAAUCAGUUGUCUCAUUACUCUGCUCGCGACGUUGGAUGGAUUCCAUCAGUAUUCACCUAUCUUUGUCUUGGACUGGGCAUCUGGAUCGGACCUUUGUUCGAUCGGUACGGUCCGCGCUGGAUUGCAUUGAUUGGAAGUGCCGGGUAUCUGGCCAUGAUCUUCCUGCUUGCCGAAUGUAAGAGCUUUUGGCAAAUGAUGUUAUGCCUAGGUAUACUGGGCGGAACAACAAGUGCGAUGGUGACUACCACCGGACUUUCAGUUGUAUCACACUGGUUCAAAGCACGCCGUGGUCUAGCCCAAGGAGUCACCAUGGCGGGAAAUUCGUCCGGCGGUCUGUCAAUUCCAUUAAUUCUACGAUAUACACUACCCAAGUAUGGAUAUGCUUGGUCGCUUCGCAUCCUCGGUUUCUUCUUCCUGGUGUGCUUCAUAAUCGGUAACGUGCUGAUCAAAGCACGCAUCCCCCCAUCAGCAGCUGCAAAGAAAAAGCCCAUCAUCUCCCUCUCCAUCUUCGGGGAUCUACGCUUCAGUCUCUUCACCGUCAGCGUCUUUGGCUUCGAAGUCGUCUUGUUCGGCGCUCUCGGUAUCCUCCCCACGUACGCUACGCUGAGCACGGAUUUUCCAGCGGACACUGGCUUCUACCUCAUCGCUGUUCUCAACGCCGUCUCGAGUCUCGGGCGCAUCAUGCCAGGCUAUCUCUCCGACAAGAUCGGGAGGUUCAACACUCUGUUCAUCAUGAUUGUCUUCACGCUGCUGUUCAUGCUCGUCUUAUGGCUUCCUCUCGGAACCACAUCUUUACCAGCGCUGUACUGUUUCGCAGCCCUCUUCGGCUUCGGAACAGGUAGUUGGAUGGCGCUGACACCGGCGUGUAUCGGCCAGCUAUGCAGAGCAGAGGAGUUUGGGAGAUACUACGGGUCCAUGUACUUCAUUGCCAGUUUGGCGACAUUGGUUUGUAUCCCGAUUAGUGGUGAGUUGGUUGAAACGGUUGGGGCUUCGCCAAUGGUAGGGUUUUUCUGCGCGGUGCUCGCGUUGAGUUUGAUCGCUUUCUUGUUUACAAGGUGGGCAUGUUUGGGGCGGAGUUGGGCAAUCAAGGCGAAGAUUUGA
Messenger RNA from Periconia digitata, 1566 nucleotides. The record is from the annotation of a GenBank genome assembly. NCBI's taxonomy places the organism in Eukaryota, Fungi, Ascomycota, Dothideomycetes, Pleosporales, Periconiaceae.